Cetraspora pellucida is the source of this 838-nucleotide messenger RNA. The record is from the annotation of a GenBank genome assembly. Lineage: Eukaryota; Fungi; Glomeromycota; Glomeromycetes; Diversisporales; Gigasporaceae.
AUGAGUAUUAUAAUCGGACCCGCGAUAGCUGUUGUGACAUCAUUUUUAGCAUUAACUGCAGUUUUAUUGUCAUUUAUCGGACUAGAUAGAUCUGAACUGCCUAUUGCGGCAAAUUCUACAUUAACCGGAUAUCCAGCAUGGCAUCCUGAUGUUCCAGCUUUUAUAAUCCUUGAUAGUGGGAAAUUAUGGUCCUCUAUUAGAAUAUUAAGUACAGUUGCGGAGAUUUCGUUAUUAGCAUGUAUUCAUUAUGGCGGUGAGAUUAAGUCGAUUAGGUAUUGGGUAUGGGUACUUAGAUAUUCAAUUAUAGUAGUCAUUGGUUGCGUAUGGUUUGAUUUUCCUUAUGAUGCAUUUUGGUUUCAAAUACAAGCUCAAAGUGUCCAGGCGGCUCUUGUGAUCACUUUCUUUCGUCUAUAUUUCGCUACUCGUAAAAACCUUCACAACCAUAGGAGCAGUCACCUUAUAAAUACUGAACAUGAAAAUCCAGAUCCCAAUGUUCCACCAGAAGAUUCUAUUCCAAAUGAACCUAACUCUGAAUAUCCACUUCCCUUAAGUUUCCUCCCUCAACCAAAACAACUUGUGGGGUUGAUUUUCGCUUCAAGUGUUCAUUUUUUGGGUGAUUCUAUCUAUGUAUUGUUUCCGAAUCAUCCCAGUGCUUAUCUAUUGAGUGCUUUAAGUUACGCAUUAUCAUAUGGAGUUUUCGCUUACUACAUUUGGUUAGAUACUCAUUGCUAUAGGAUGUUACCUAGAAAACGUAUUUAUGUACCUGAAACAAGUACCUGGAAAGUCAUUUGUAUUACUAUCUUUUCUAUUACAAUUGCCCUUGUAGUUACAAGGCUUA